CGUCGAACGUUCUGCCUCAUUCGGGACGGCUGGAGAGCGACCGAGAUGGCUGGCGAAUGCCUGCACCCAUUCGAGAACGUCCCCGCGCGAGGGCGCAAGGCGUAUAUAGUCUCCAGCAGACCCCGCCGCCCAACCUCAGUCUCACAAUCAUUUACGGGCUUUCACGACUCCUAAUCCCCUGUUACCCAUUCGCAUCUCUUUCUACUUUGACGACCUUGCACGAACACCAUGGCUGCAAGCAUGAACUUCACUGACAAGACCCAGGAGACCUUGGCAACUGCCAUUCAGCAGGCCAAGGACUACGCCAAUGUCCAAGUAUACCCGGCACAUAUCGCCUUUGCACUGCUUAACGACGGUGCCGGAGACGGUGUUCCUGGCGGUCUCAGCACUACCCAUGGUAGCAGCUCACUCUUCAAGUCUGUCAUCGAAAAGGCAGGCGGUGAUCCGACCAUCGUUAAACGUGGUCUGCAGAAGGUGAUCGUCCGUCUACCGACACAAUCCCCACCACCCGACGAGAUCACUCUCAGCGGCCAAGCACUCAAGGUCCUCCGCGAGGCCGAGUCCCUGCGCAAGACCAUGCACGACUCCUACAUCGCACAAGACCACCUCCUUUCCGCGCUCAUCAAGGACUCGUCAAUACAGCCUGUCCUGAAGGAGGCAGGUCUCACUGAGGCCUCCCUCAAGACCGCGGUUGACCAGCUCCGCGGCAACAGGCGCGUCGACAGCAAGAACGCGGAGCAGGGCUUCGAUGCGCUCGGCAAGUACGCACAAGACCUGACCGCCCUCGCGGAGGAGGGCAAACUUGACCCUGUCAUCGGUCGCGACAACGAGAUCCGCCGCGCGAUCCGCAUUCUCUGCAGACGGACAAAGAACAACCCUGUCCUCAUCGGUGAACCGGGUGUAGGAAAGUCCGCCAUCGCAGAAGGCCUCGCACAGCGUAUCGUCAACCGCGACGUCCCCGCCUCGCUCCUCGGCCGCCUCUAUUCGCUCGACAUGGGUGCGCUCAUGGCCGGCGCGAAGUACAAGGGCGAAUACGAGGAGCGUAUCAAGGCUGUCCUCAACGAAGUCGAGAAGGCCGCGGACGAGGGCACGAGCAUCAUCCUCUUCAUCGACGAACUCCACCUCAUCAUGGCCGGCCGCGGCGCAGAGGGUGGCGGCAUGGACGCUGCGAACCUGUUCAAGCCCCUCCUCGCUCGUGGCAAGCUCCGGUGCAUCGGUGCGACGACUCUUGCGGAGUACCGGCAAUACAUCGAGAAGGACCCAGCGCUCGAGCGGCGGUUCGCCCAGGUGCUCGUCAACGAGCCGUCCGCCCCCGAGACGAUCAGCAUCCUCCGUGGUAUCCGCGACAAGUACGAGGUGCACCACGGUGUCCGGAUUCUCGAUGGGGCGCUCAUCCAAGCUGCGACUCUCGCCCACCGCUACCUCACGUCAAGACGCCUGCCUGACUCUGCCAUUGAUCUGGUCGACGAAGCAUGCGCAAGUGUCCGCGUAACGCGUGAGACCGCGCCUGAAGCGAUCGACAAGCUCCAGCGGCGCAAACUUGAGCUCGAAGUCGAGAUCCACGCCCUCGAGCGCGAGAAGGACGAAGCCUCAAAGGAACGCCUCGCUCUCGCGCGCAAAGCCAUCGCCGACGUCGACGACCAGCUCCAGCCCCUCCAAGCGCAGUACGAGGCCGAGAAGGCGCGCGGAGAGGAGAUCCAGAACGUCCGCAAGAAGAUCGACGAGCUCAAGGCGAAGGCGGACGAGGCCGAGCGGCGCUACGACCUCGCGACCGCGUCCGACCUGCGCUACUACGCGCUGCCCGACCUCCAGGCGCGCCUCCACCAGCUCGAGGCUAAGAAAGCUGAGGAGGACGCCGCGAUGGGCGGAGGCACCGACACCGUCACCCCGGAGCAGAUUGCGGAGAUCGUCGCAAAGUGGACGAACAUUCCUGUGACGCGGCUGAUGAGCACGGAGAAGGAGAAGUUGCUGCGGAUGGAGAAAAUCCUUGGCGAGCAGGUUGUAGGACAGCCGGAGGCGGUCAAGGCAGUCGCGAACGCGAUCCGGCUCAGCAGGAGUGGCCUGCGGAAUGAGCAGCGCCCAAUUGCUAGCUUCCUGUUCGCAGGUCCCUCUGGUACGGGCAAGACAUUGAUGAGCAAGACACUCGCGACAGUGCUCUUCGACUCACCCGAAGCCAUGAUCCGUAUCGAUGGCUCCGAAUACUCUGAGAAGCACUCGAUCGCUCGUCUCAUCGGUGCUCCUCCGGGCUACGUCGGCCACGACCAGGGGGGGCAGCUCACGGAGUACAUCCGCCGGAAGCCGUACUCGAUUGUGCUCAUUGACGAGAUCGAGAAGGCGUCGCGCGAGUUCGUCACGCUCUUCCUGCAGGUGCUCGACGACGGCCGGCUCACGGACGGCCAAGGCCGUGUGGUCGACUUCCGCAACACCGUCAUCAUCAUGACGAGCAACCUCGGCGCGACGUUCCUCAACGACAUGGGCGACGGGCCCGUCAGGCCCGAGACGCGCGAGCUCGUCAUGGGCGCGAUCCGCACGCACUUCCCGCCCGAGUUUAUCAACCGGGUUGACGAUAUCGUCAUCUUCCGCACGCUCUCGCAGAAGCACAUUCUCAAGAUUAUCGACCUCCGGCUCAAGGAGGUGCAGGACCGCCUCGUGGACCGCAAGAUGGCCCUCGACCUCGAGCCCGCCGCGAAGCAGUACCUCGUCUCGAUCGGCUACUCACCCGUGUACGGCGCGCGCCCACUCAACCGUGCGAUCCAGAACGAGCUCCUCAACCCGCUCUCGGUUCUCAUCCUCGGGGACCGCGUGCGCGACGGCGAGACGAUCAAGGUGCGCUUCGACGGACCGCACAACCGCCUCCAGAUCGUACCCAAUCACGAGGCGAGUGCGGACAGCAUGGACGUCGAUUACGACGACAUCGACGACAUCGAGAUCGAGGAGAUGGACUGAGCGCGUUAGCUGCGGGUCGGCAUCUCUCGCGACUCAAAGUGUAGGACAAAACGGGAUGGACUGAAGCAUCGAGCUAGCAUAGGAUUCAUGUAUUUCUACAACAUCGCAUAGUACUGUAUUAUAGCAUUGCUUUCUUUUGCUCCUUCG
Molecule: messenger RNA, 3093 nt
Organism: Rhodofomes roseus
Lineage: Eukaryota; Fungi; Basidiomycota; Agaricomycetes; Polyporales; Fomitopsidaceae
Product: P-loop containing nucleoside triphosphate hydrolase protein
Exons: 6
Coding region: 229-2946 (905 amino acids)
Biological process (GO): cellular response to heat
Cellular component (GO): cytosol; cytoplasm
Molecular function (GO): ATP binding; ATP hydrolysis activity
Source: RefSeq, a predicted model, not a curated record